Rattus rattus (black rat) is the source of this 2655-nucleotide messenger RNA. It is a transcript of the gene Rars1, whose product is annotated as arginyl-tRNA synthetase 1. Gene Ontology annotation, biological process: arginyl-tRNA aminoacylation. Gene Ontology annotation, cellular component: cytoplasm. NCBI's taxonomy places the organism in Eukaryota, Metazoa, Chordata, Mammalia, Rodentia, Muridae. The record is from RefSeq and is a predicted model, not a curated record. The coding region runs from base 62 to 2020 and encodes 652 amino acids. Gene Ontology annotation, molecular function: arginine-tRNA ligase activity; ATP binding. The transcript is spliced from 14 exons.
UCCGGCCAAAACCAGACACUUCCGCUUCCGGCUACUUGGCAUGUGAGUCGCUGACGAAAGGAUGGACGGUCUGGUGGCUCAGUGCUCCGCGCGGUUGCUGCAGCAGGAAAAGGAGAUUAAAUCUCUGACUGCUGAGAUCGACCGGCUGAAGAACUGUAGUUACUUAGAAGCUUCUCCAAGUUUGGAACAGUUACGAGAAGAAAAUUUAAAAUUGAAGUAUAGGCUGAAUAUUCUUCGAAGGAGUCUUCAGGCAGAAAGGAAAAGGCCGACUAAGAACAUGAUCAACAUCAACAGUCGCCUGCAGGAGGUCUUCGGCUGUGCCAUUAAGGCUGCGUAUCCAGACCUGGAGAACCCUCCCCUGGUCGUAACACCAAGUCAGCAGCCCAAGUUUGGAGACUAUCAAUGUAAUAGCGCCAUGGGUAUUUCUCAGAUGCUCAAGGCAAAGGAACAGAAGGUUAGUCCUAGAGAAAUCGCCGAAAACAUUACUAAACACCUGCCAAACAACGAGUACAUCGACAGGGUUGAAAUUGCGGGUCCCGGUUUCAUCAAUGUGCACCUGAGAAAGGACUUUGUGUCAGAGCAGUUAACCAAUCUCCUAGUGAAUGGAGUUCAACUACCUGUGCUUGGAGAGAAUGAAAAGGUGAUAGUUGACUUCUCCUCUCCCAACAUAGCUAAGGAGAUGCACGUUGGCCACCUCAGGUCGACCAUCAUAGGAGAAAGUAUGAGCCGCCUCUUUGAGUUUGCAGGAUACAACGUGCUAAGGUUAAACCACGUAGGAGACUGGGGGACCCAGUUUGGCAUGCUCAUCGCUCACCUGCAGGAUAAGUUUCCAGAUUAUCUGACAGUUUCACCUCCUAUUGGGGAUCUUCAGGCCUUUUAUAAGGAAUCUAAGAAGAGGUUUGAUGCCGAGGAGGAGUUUAAGAAGCGAGCCUAUCAGUGUGUCGUUUUGCUGCAGAGUAAAAACCCAGAUAUCAUGAAAGCCUGGAAUCUCAUCUGUGAUGUGUCCAGGGAAGAGUUUAAUAAAAUCUAUGAUGCACUGGACAUCACUUUGAUAGAAAGAGGAGAAUCCUUCUAUCAAGAUAGGAUGAAGGAUAUUGUAAAGGAAUUUGAAGAUAAAGGGUUUGUGCAGGUGGAUGAUGGCAGGAAAAUUGUGUUCGUGCCUGGGUGUUCUGUACCAUUAACAAUAGUGAAAUCAGAUGGGGGCUACACUUACGACACCUCUGACCUGGCUGCCAUCAAACAGAGGCUAUUUGAAGAAAAAGCAAAUAAGAUUAUUUAUGUGGUGGACAAUGGACAAGCUACACACUUCCAGACAAUAUUUGCCGCUGCUCAAAUGAUUGGUUGGUAUGACCCUAAAGUUACUCGAGUGGCCCACGUUGGAUUUGGUGUGGUCCUAGGAGAAGACAAGAAGAAAUUUAAAACACGUUCAGGUGAAACUGUGCGCCUCAUGGACCUGCUGGAAGAAGGACUGAGACGGUCCAUGGACAAGCUGAAGGAGAAAGAGAGAGACAAGGUCUUAACUGAAGAGGAGUUGAAGGCAGCUCAGACAUCCGUUGCAUAUGGCUGCAUCAAAUACGCCGACCUUUCUCAUAAUCGCCUGAAUGACUACAUCUUCUCCUUUGACAAGAUGCUGGACGACAGAGGGAACACAGCUGCCUACCUACUGUACGCCUUCACCAGAAUCAGGUCCAUUGCGCGCCUGGCCAAUAUCGAUGAGGAAAUGCUGCAGAAAGCAGCUCGGGAAACCAAGAUCAUUUUGGACCACGAGAAGGAGUGGAAACUGGGACGGUGCAUUUUACGGUUCCCCGAGAUCCUACAGAAGAUCUUAGAUGACCUGUUUCUCCACACUCUCUGUGAUUACAUUUAUGAGCUGGCAACCACUUUCACAGAGUUCUAUGACAGCUGCUACUGUGUGGAGAAAGAUCGGCAAACCGGUAAGAGUCUCGUCCACUGUCGUCUUGGGGAGGGGUGCCAGCAGGUCAUGUGUGCAGAAACCAAGGAAUUCCAUAGCAAGCUGUAGCACGUGUGACACAGUUUGAAGUGGGGCCGAUCAGAGCAGAAGCAGAACUGUGCCCGUUCCGCUUGUUUCUCUAUCCUUGGACAGUUCUUGGGAAAUGAAUGAGAAGGGCACUCCAGUAGGAUGCUUGUAGUGCAGACACUGAGUCUGAGUGCUGUUGCUGUGGAAACACCCACUAUGGUUGAUGUCCUUAUGUUAACAGGGCGGGUGUCCAUCACCAGCGUGGUAUACAGUCUCUUCACAUAGGGCCUUAGGAAAGCAAGCACGGCCAGUUUAACGGAGAAAUGUAGCCAUAAACGUUCUGUCUUUGUAGUAGUAGAUGAUCUUAGUUAGGGCCCCCAUGAUGCCUAUAGGUUGCUUUCAGGAAAACAACCAGUAAUUUGAUGACUUUGGAUCUGAGGAUUGAGUUGAUGUCUGUCUGUCUCACCAGGGAAAGUGCUGAAGGUGAACAUGUGGCGGAUGCUCCUGUGUGAAGCCGCAGCUGCUGUCAUGGCCAAAGGCUUCGAUAUACUGGGAAUAAAGCCCGUCCAGAGGAUGUAGCCCCGAGAUCGGGGACUGUUUUUACCAAAGUAGACGUUACUACUGUUCGCUUUUUCAACAAUCAUGUGGACACAAAUAGUAAAGAAUUUUCAUAACUA